GCUAUUCCCAAACCGAAAAAGAAACCCUAAUUGAAAAAAGAAAAAAAACAGUGACGGAUUAAUCGACUCCACAUCAAAAAUUACUCCCACUCAUCGGCUUCACCGCCGACGAUAACAAAGCCAUUAAACCAACAAAAUAAUUUAUAAUUUAAUUUUUUUCCACAGUGGGAAGUACACGCAACAAACACCACAAAACAAAAAAAAUAUUUUUAUUUCUUUUUAACUUCUUCUUUUAAACUGAUCAACAAUUUUUUUGAUUAAUUUCUGGGUUUCUUGAGAUCGAUUUGUUUAAGGAUGUCUCAACAGGGACAGGCGUCAAUAGAGCCUGUGGUAUUAGAUGAUAUAAUAAACCGUUUGUUAGAUUUUAAACAGACAAGAACAGCUAAACAGCAGCAGGUUCAGUUAACUGAGAAUGAGAUCCGACAGCUUUGUUUAGUUUCUAAAGAGAUUUUUCUUCAGCAACCUAAUCUUCUUGAGCUUGAAGCUCCUAUCAAGAUCUGUGGUGACAUUCAUGGACAGUAUUCUGAUCUUUUGAGGCUUUUUGAAUAUGGAGGUUUCCCUCCUAGUGCUAAUUAUUUAUUUUUAGGUGAUUAUGUAGACCGUGGCAAACAAAGUUUGGAAACAAUAUGCCUUUUGCUUGCCUACAAAAUUAAGUACCCCGAGAACUUCUUUCUUCUAAGAGGAAAUCAUGAGUCCGCUUCUAUCAAUCGAAUUUAUGGGUUUUAUGAUGAGUGUAAACGUCGCUUCAAUGUGAAACUUUGGAAAACCUUCACCGAUUGUUUCAACUGUCUUCCUGUUGCUGGUCUUAUAGAUGAUAAGAUACUGUGCAUGCAUGGAGGUCUUUCACCUGACUUAACAAGCUUGGAUCAAAUUAGGAACUUAACCCGUCCAACUGAUGUACCGGAUUCUGGACUGCUUUGUGAUUUACUUUGGUCCGAUCCUAGUAGGGAUGUUAAAGGGUGGGGAAUGAAUGACCGAGGGGUCUCAUACACCUUUGGGCCAGAUAAGGUGUCUGAAUUCUUGACAAAUAAUGAUAUGGACCUAGUUUGCCGUGCUCAUCAGGUUGUUGAGGAUGGGUAUGAAUUCUUUGCAGACAGGCAGCUUGUUACAAUAUUUUCCGCUCCUAACUAUUGUGGUGAAUUUGAUAAUGCUGGUGCAAUGAUGAGCGUUGAUGAAACCUUAAUGUGCUCUUUCCAAAUUCUUAAGCCUGCAGACAGAAAGCCGAAAUUCUUGUGACAAGGGCAUUUUUGCAAUUCUUUUUCAUGCGUACAAUUGCUGAUAGAUCAGAUCUGUCCGUCUUAAUCUAUGUAGAAGAAACAUAUCGAGAUUAGAUUUCCUGGCACUGAAAUUUUGUCAGAACUUCAGACAUUACAAAUUGGAGAUAACUUCUCUCUUACUGAGGAUUGAAGUCAUUUCAUUGAAAAUAUUGUGAUUUGAAGGAGGUAAAUUCUCCGAAUUCCUAGUUUCGAGCUAACUGUUCUUAGUGCAGUAGCAAAAGCCAGAAGCUUUUUCCUUUUCUUUUCUGAGAUUUUGGUGUAUAUACAUUUUUUGGGCUGUAAAUGACUACUGCAUUGUUACACCACUGAUUGUUUUUGGUUAUUCAAAUGACUUCCAUUUAGGGUCUUUACUGAUCCUGCUGAUAA
This is a messenger RNA of Mercurialis annua (annual mercury), 1643 nucleotides long. Its product is annotated as serine/threonine-protein phosphatase PP1 isozyme 2. Gene Ontology annotation, cellular component: nucleus; cytoplasm. The transcript has 4 exons. Gene Ontology annotation, molecular function: protein serine/threonine phosphatase activity. The record is from RefSeq and is a predicted model, not a curated record. Bases 295 to 1236 code for a protein of 313 amino acids. NCBI's taxonomy places the organism in Eukaryota, Viridiplantae, Streptophyta, Magnoliopsida, Malpighiales, Euphorbiaceae.